GCCACCUUUCCCUAUUUAAAACCCCAGCUCCCAGUCAAAGCCGGGGGACUAACGGCGAGCUCGCUGGGCGCAUCUACAAAGGCCACCAUGCUGAAGAAACUGCUUCAGGGACGAAUGCUUCUCGCACUGAUCCUGGUGACCGGCAUUGGGGGUGGCUUCCAAUAUGGAUUCAACAUGUCGUCUAUCAAUGCGCCUUCAGCGUUCAUUAAGGAAUUCAUCGCUGAGACGUGGUUCCAACGCUUUGACAAAUCUGUGGACGGAACCACAGUGAAACUGCUCUGGUAUGUAAUCGUCUCAAUUUAUCCAAUCGGAGGACUGCUUGGAGCCUUAAACGCCGGCCAUCUCUCUGUCAAGUAUGGGAGGAAGAACGCUUUGCUCUUCAACAACAUUGUGGCCAUCACAGCUGCAAUUAUCAUGAUGUUCAGCAAGAGGGUGCAGUCGUUUGAAAUGAUUCUGGUGGGGCGGCUCCUGUACGGGAUCAAUGCAGGCAUUGGUCUCAACGUCCACAGUAUGUACCUCGGGGAAAGUGCGCCGAAGGAGCUGCGAGGCCUCGUGUCCCUGACCCGAGCAAUGUUCGUCGCUUUCGGUAAAUUCGUUGGACAAGUGAUUGGACUCAGGGAGAUUUUGGGCACAGAGACAGCUUGGCCAUUGUUGUUGGCCUUCAGCGGAAUCCCUGCUCUCAUCCAGCUCAUCCUCCUGCCCUGGUUCCCAGAGAGCCCCCGGUACUUGCUGAUCGACAAGGGGAAUAAAGACUUGUGUAUGGACGCGCUCAGAAGACUAUGGGGUCAGGGAGAUUUCUGUGAGGAGGUUCAGGACAUGGAGGCGGAACAAGCUGCAACAAAAGGCGAGCGACUGAAGACCGCCCGGGAGCUGUUCCAGGAUCGCUCGGUGCGGUGGCAACUCAUCACCAACAUUAUGCUGACUGUUGCAAUGCAGCUGUGUGGCAUCAAUGCGAUCUAUUUCUAUUCCUCUGAGGUGUUCCAGGAAGCCGGAAUUCCUGACUGGACAAUACCAUACGUGGUGGUGGGGGCAGGUGCCACAUUGCUGCUCACAUCAGUGAUCAGUGGACUGUUCAUUGAGCGAGAUGGGCGAAAGGCCUUGUUGUGGAAAGGAUAUGGCCUAAUGACUCUCUGGGCAGCCUUGCUGUGCGUCACUCUGCCCCUGCAGCAUCAGUUCACCUGGAUGCCGUACUGCAGCAUAUUCCUCAUCUUUGCCUAUAUUUUCAGUUAUGGCAUUGGCCCUGCGGGUGUGACAGCAAUCAUUCCCUUCGAAAUCUUUACUCAGCCGUACCGGCCAGUGGCCUUCAUGAUCAAUGGCUCUUUCCAGUGGCUGGGCCUCGUCGUCAUGGGAAUGAGCUUCCCAUUUAUUGUGGAGGGAUUGGGCCCGUUCUGCUUCCUGAUAUUCCUGGGCGACUGUUUGAUCAUUGCCGUGUUUGUCUUCAUUAUUUUGCCGGAAACUAAAGGGAAAACCGUUCUGCAAAUCACGGAAGAAUUUCGGAAAAUAAACCGGAAGAGGAUGGGAGGUAGCUCGGUAGCAAUUCGCAGGAGGGUCUCGCAGAUCGUUCCAGAGGUCUUUGUUAUUGCUACCAAAUUGUAAGAGGUUGGCAUCAAAAGCUGCGAUUUAUUAGCCGCUGGAAGCGGGAGGGUGAGAUGCAGCUCUGACCUCCGAACUCUAUGUUGGCUGAAUUUCCAGCCAAUCAGCGGACAGUUGUCAUUGUGGAAACGUUUUCUACAACUGGAAUCGCAAAAGGGCCAGGCACAAAGGGUCUGGAUGUUGGAUUUGUUAUAUAUUUGAACAGAUUGGGCCAAAAAUACAAGGUUCUAAGUAGCUUGACUGCAUAUACCUUUUGCUGUUAGCUGGGUUGAUUCACAUGUGUUCUCAGUUGAAUUGUUGACGUGGCUUGUCAACUUGAAACGCAAAAAGCCUACAUCAACGUGGCAUAAAACCAAAGUGCCUUUUGCAGUCUCAGAGUGAGCAGAAGCAUUUUAUACCCUGGCCAGUUGUUGUUGUUCACGAAUAAGACAUUUGUCUAUAAUAUUGCAAUGUGUAUGGAAGUGGUGGAUUAGACCAAUCUGGGUUCAAAUGGUGCUUCCACACAGGGACAGAUGUGGAGAGAUGCUGUUGCAUAUGGUUUUUGAUUUUCAAGACUCUCUUUCCUGCUUUGUUUCCUCCAUUCUAGCUUCCUAUAGCGCUGCUUUUUAAGCACUUAUGGCAAACAGGGCAAUCUGAACAAAUGCUUGUUGUUCCCAAUGAAGUGUCCCAAUCUCUUCAGGGAUGUUCUAAGAAUGUAUUUGAAUCUCUUUUUCUGUCCACCACAUGAUCAGUUGCUCUCACUUAGUUCUCCAUAAAGUAGCAUCUUUGGUAUUUGUUAGUAGACGUUCUUCCGACAUGCCCUGGCAAGUAACUAAGGAGACACAAGGAACUGCAGGUGCUGGAAUCUUGAGUAAAACACAAAGUGCAGGAGUAACUCAGUGGGUCUAGCAGCAUCUAGUAGGAAGGGUCCCGACCCAAAAUGGCACCUAUCCAUUCCUUUCACAGAUGCAGCCGGACCUGCUGAGUGAGAACAUAGAAACGUUCAGCACAGUAAUAGAUUUAUCGGCCCACAAUGUCUGCACCAAACAUAAUGCCGAGCAAAACUAAUUUUAUCUGCCUGCACAUGAUUCCUACCAAUCAUACUGCAGCAACAACCUGUGUUCAUGUCACUCCACCUCGGGCAUAAUAGUGAGAAGAUAAAUGAUACAUAGAGAAAUUACGAUAAAUUAUAGGUAAACAAAAACUUUUCUCAGAAAAUAUACAUUAUUCAUAAUAUAUAAGUAGAAUUGGGACAUGUCUUUUUCCACGUCCCUUCUAUCAUUCAUUCAAUGUAAUCGCUUAUAAUGCAUCCAUGCCACUUAGAUUGAGAAAGAUUAUUCAGCAUACUUCUGUUUCUGUUCCUCUUGGUCUCUCUCUUCACCAACAGCAGUUGUGGUUGUUGCAGCACGUGCAGGUUCAUGUGACACAUCGACAACUCAACGUAAAUCGUUUAUGAACCUAAGAUGUUGAGUUUACAUUGGCACUACUCAGGGAGGCCCUUCCAAAGAAUUCAGUACUUACGUUAGUGUAUGAGCACUCUGAUGAUGUUUCUUGUUGAGCUCCAGGCUCAACAGGUUAAUUUUGACAGAAACCUAAGCCAUUUAUUUGUCAUGGGAGUGCGCUCCCAAUCCUGUCUGACAUUUUCAAGUCUAUUUAUUUGAUUAAAUAAAAGAUUGAUGCAGUUGGUAUUGGGGAGCCAGUCAUCUCUCUUGAGAUCUUCUCCGCCUCAAAGCAACUCGAAUGGGGUAUUGAGUGGAGGUGGGCUUUCUACUUUCCCAUCAAUGCUAGGCUGCAUCACAGUGCUGUAUCACCGGGCUCCUGGUGCAUUCUGAUCUAUGUUCCAUAUUUAUUGUUUACUGUUUAUUAGUUAAUAUUGUACAUUAUGUCAAACUAUGACUUUAAUCUAUUGUGAAAAGAAUAACUGUUAAUAAAUUUACAUUUUUAACCAACACAAGUAUGUGAGUUCC
Leucoraja erinaceus (little skate) is the source of this 3539-nucleotide messenger RNA. Its product is annotated as solute carrier family 2, facilitated glucose transporter member 11-like. Gene Ontology annotation, biological process: monosaccharide transmembrane transport. The record is from RefSeq and is a predicted model, not a curated record. The transcript has 12 exons. Gene Ontology annotation, molecular function: hexose transmembrane transporter activity. Lineage: Eukaryota; Metazoa; Chordata; Chondrichthyes; Rajiformes; Rajidae. Bases 88 to 1596 code for a protein of 502 amino acids. Gene Ontology annotation, cellular component: membrane.